AUGGCGGGGCGCCCGGUGCUGCUCCUGCUGCUGCUGCUGGCGGGGACCCCGCGCUCCGCCCGCGCCUGUCCCGGACCCCCAGCUCGGCCCCGCGCCGCCGCCGCCGCCGCCCUGGGAGCGCUGCUCCGGUCCCUGCAGCGCUCCGGCCGCGCCCCCGGGCCCCCCCUGCAGCCGCAGAGGUCGGGCUGGGGGCCGCAGGGGGGGGCUCAGGCCCGGCUCAGCGCCCGCAGCUGGGACCCCCCAGUGGCCCCGUUCUGGACAAUGGCGACUCCGCAGCGCUUUGGCCGCCGCCGCUGAGCGUCCGGCCCCGAGCCCGGCCCGGAGCCCAUCCCGAGCCUGUCUGUGUGUCUGUCCGUCCCCCAAUAAAGUGGUGCCCCCACUCCCA
This is a messenger RNA of Corvus hawaiiensis (hawaiian crow), 385 nucleotides long. It is a transcript of the gene NPFF, whose product is annotated as neuropeptide FF-amide peptide precursor. The coding region runs from base 1 to 297 and encodes 98 amino acids. The record is from RefSeq and is a predicted model, not a curated record. Gene Ontology annotation, molecular function: neuropeptide hormone activity. Lineage: Eukaryota; Metazoa; Chordata; Aves; Passeriformes; Corvidae. The transcript has 3 exons.